Hypanus sabinus (Atlantic stingray) is the source of this 1203-nucleotide messenger RNA. Its product is annotated as 15-hydroxyprostaglandin dehydrogenase [NAD(+)]-like. The coding region runs from base 171 to 971 and encodes 266 amino acids. NCBI's taxonomy places the organism in Eukaryota, Metazoa, Chordata, Chondrichthyes, Myliobatiformes, Dasyatidae. Gene Ontology annotation, cellular component: cytoplasm. The record is from RefSeq and is a predicted model, not a curated record. The transcript is spliced from 7 exons. Gene Ontology annotation, molecular function: oxidoreductase activity, acting on the CH-OH group of donors, NAD or NADP as acceptor.
ACCGAGGGAGGGAGGGAGAGAGAGAGAGAGAGGGGAAGAGCUUUGCUGAACUUUGUGGAACACAAAAGUCACUGCCCCUGAACUACGAGAACGGGCUCUCGCUCUUUCCGGCUCCUUGCGUGCUUUAAAGGCUCCCCGCGCCGAGAACUGCGAGCACACCGAGGCUGCCGAUGGCUCUCAGCGGCAAAGUCGCGCUGGUGACAGGAGCGGCGCAGGGGAUCGGCAGGGCGUUCAGUGAAGAGCUGCUCCGGCAGGGCUGUAAGGUCGUUCUCCUGGAUGUGAACGCAGCUGCCGGUGAAUCCUGUAAGAGUGAAUUGGAUACGGAAUUUGAUAGUUGCAGCACUUUGUUCAUUGCCUGUGACGUGGGAUCUGAAGAACAGUUGAAAUGUGCUUUUACGAAAGCAUUUGAAUGCUUUGGAAGUCUGGAUAUAUUGUGCAAUAAUGCUGGAAUUAACAAUGAGAACAACUGGGAAAAGACGAUCAACGUAAAUUUGACAUCUGUGAUCCGAGGAACGUACUUAGCUUUGGACUACAUGAACAAACAGAAUGGUGGGAAAGGAGGAAUUAUAGUGAACAUAGCCUCUUUAGCAGGUAUAUACCCAGCGCCGCAUGGGCCAGUGUACACAGCCACAAAGCACGGUGUAGUUGGCUUCACCAGGGCAAUAGCAGCCACAUCAAAAUUGGCGGGCUACGGAGUCCGGGUCAACACCAUUUGUCCAGCUUUUGUGGACACUCCCCUGCUUAACUCCGUGAACAGCAAGGAAAUGAUGGGGAAGUAUUACAUGUUCAAGGACACUGUCAAAGAAUUGAUUGAUCACUAUGGUAUAUUAGACCCUUCGUUAAUCGUUCAGGGACUGAUGAAAAUAAUUCAAGAGGAAGACUUGAAUGGAGCAGUAAUGAGAAUAACCAAGACAAAGGGAAUCCACUUUGAAAACUAUGAUUCAGCUCUGAUUCAGCCAGCACUAAAGUAAACUCCCGGCUGUGCCCUGCCGGGAGCGCACUAUCUGAACAGAGAACUCAACGGAGCAAAAAGAACUUUGCUUUGGCACCUAUGCAACUGAUAGUGCACACUUGUUCCUGGGUGUCCUUUCUCUUUGGUUUAAAUUAUUUAUUAAUUAAUUGUGUUAUUGCAGUCCUGAAAUGUAAGAUCGUUGAGGAUUCCUUCAGCUAAUUUUGAUGUAAAUUAAAAGCAGCUUGAUUCUU